Molecule: messenger RNA, 5075 nt
Organism: Hydra vulgaris (swiftwater hydra)
Lineage: Eukaryota; Metazoa; Cnidaria; Hydrozoa; Anthoathecata; Hydridae
Product: GATOR1 complex protein DEPDC5
Biological process (GO): negative regulation of TORC1 signaling; cellular response to amino acid starvation; positive regulation of autophagy
Cellular component (GO): lysosomal membrane; GATOR1 complex
Molecular function (GO): GTPase activator activity
Source: RefSeq, a predicted model, not a curated record
UUGUUUUAUUUCAGAGAUCAAAUUAAUAUAUAUAGUAAAUAAUGUCAGAGAAUUCAAUUAAAAAUUGGAUGUUAGGAGUUCAUGAACAAUCAUUUAGUCCUAAUUGUAAUGUAAUUUUGUACAAGGAUUAUCCUGGGUUAGAGGUUGGUGAUGUUUUAGAGAUAUAUCAUGCUGAUGGAGAAUUCAGUCGAUUGCUAGUUGAUGUCAGUAUUGGGUCACUUGGACCACAACCAAAAGGAUCAAUUGGAAUAUCUGUAAUAAAAUCUCUUGCCACUGCAUUUGAGCUACGCCAAUAUCAAGAUGUAUGUGUAAACAAAGUAAAAAAAAGUGAUGUUACUUUAGAUAUGGUUGAAUUGAUUUUUAAAGAUCACUUUGUUACAAGAAGUGAUUGCUGGCGUUUGCACCAAUCUUUAAUUGGGUCAUGCGUUUAUUUCUGUAAUAAAGUUUCUUUUAUUACUAUGAGAGUUCAUGCUAACGAAUUCUAUAUGAAAGGGAAUCAAGUUGCAUGUGGAGUUAUUGGUGAAUCAACCAAGAUUGUAUAUCGCUCUCAAAGUGCAAUGUUUCAUAUCAUGAUACAGAUGAGUGCUGAGAUGUGGACGUUUGACUUCCAUGGUGAUCUUUAUUUUGAAAAAGCAAUUAUGGGCUUCCUUCAGGAUCUUUUUAAUAAAUGGAAAGAUAAAGAUAUGAAUUGCUACCACCAAGUGGUUAUUGUUUUAUUUUCAAGAACAUAUUUUGAUGCAAAGUCAAUUGAUGAGUUUCCAAAAGAAAAGCACAAUGAGUUUAUGUAUAGUGCAGAUGGACGGCUUUGCAAAGAUUUUUAUAAAAUUAUACUCCAAUCAGAAAAGCAAGAUAACUUAAAAAAUGUUAUAUUGGACUUAAAAAGAUCAUUUAAUGGGUACUUGCAUUAUGUAGAUUGCCAACAACAGUUAAUGCAUAGCAAAGGAGAGAAGCUUCCCAAAGGAUUAGGAUACAAUUCAUAUGCUGCAGAAGGAAAUCUGCUUGAAGCAAUAAAUUUAUCUCUUAAUGUCUUUGAAAAACAGUACAUAGACCGGAACCUUGAAGAGACCAAUUGUACAACUUUAAUUAUUUCACCCAGCACCGGGGUAUUUGAAGUUGGAGAGAAUCUAGCAAAUAUUACUGAAAAAAGGUUAAUCGAAAAUGCUGUUGGAGUUGAUAUGGUUUGCCUGGCAGAACAACCUUUGCAUUCUGUACCUCUAUUGAAAUAUAGAUCAUCUUCCAAACUUGAGACUGGUAAUAGCUACACUGUUCCACAAUGGAUAAAUUUAAGUUAUUAUUCUAGACAUUAUAAAUCAUCUGUGUUUGUACCACGAAUACAAGUUCCCCAUCGACUCUCAGAUGAUAUAGUUUUACAGAGACCAGCUUCUUGCAACCAUGUUGACCAAGAUUUUGAAUAUGAUCAAGGUGUGUUUAACUAUUCAAAAAAGCAUCACAAAAAAAUUUUAAAUUAUAACCUACAGAAAGUUUCGCCACCAACAAACUCAAAUCACCGUCAAAAUAAUUAUACCACACUGAAUGCCAUUCAAUCAUCACCUGAGAUUCUACAGAGUACAAAAAAACUUUCUUUGCAAGAAUCAGGGCCUAUACAUUUUUUGCAUAGAAGUAUCAGUGAGGAUGUAAAUCCAAAAGAAGAAAAACGUGGUUCAUUCAAUGAUAUAAAGUUUUUGACAAUUUAUACAAAGGAGAAUACAAAUGACUGCUCCCACUUCCCAUUUGAAAGUAUUUUAAUUUCAAAAAAAGGAACUAUCAAUCCAUUUAAACCUCAUCAUAUGGCUAAUGUUAUGACUUUGUUCAAAUUUCGCUGGAUGCAUGCUUUUCCAUUAAAUCUUAAAUCUUGGGAACAUUACCCUAAUGUUUUACUGAAUAUAGACAUGGAAAAAAAAGUAUCAAAUCUUGAGGUUGAAGAAGUCCUUCCUUCAAAAUCUGACAGCAGUUUUGCUAGUAGCGUUGCUAGUGAUGAUGUAAUAGAAACUGAGCAAAGAGAUAACAAUAAAAAAUUUUCUCAAGAUUCUACUAAAGGGUUAUCCAAAAGUAAUGAUCUAAAUGAGUUAAAAGCAAAAAAAAGUUUAGAUAAAUUAUCUGAUGAAUGGGCAUUUACAAAAUCAAGUGGAGUUGAUUGGAAAUCAUUGUGUAUGCCAGCAAUCCUUCCAUUAACUAUAGAUUGCUUUCCAGAUGAAAAUGACUUAAAAAAACAGUAUUCAGAAUAUCAUUAUACAUUAGUAAUAGAAGAAGAUAAUGAUCAAACUAAUAAUGACAGUGAAAAAGUUGCAAAAUUAGUAGGUCGUUUUGAUCGUAAUGCAAUGCCUCCUGAGAAAAAAUUUAUGGAAAUGAUUUCACAGAGAUUAACUCAGGGUUUUCAGUUUGUAACUAAUCGUAACAUUAUGAGAAUUCUAAAGCUUACAGAAAAUGCGUGUCAUCCCGUGAUAUUUGAUGCAAAGAAAGAGUAUAUUUUAAGUCUUGGUAGAUCUAUACACCACUUAAAGUUAACUAAUUCUCAAGUGCAAGUUACUCGAUACUUACUGCGUGAAUCAGAGCAGCUUAACCCUAUUCCUUACAAGUACAACCUUUGGCCUCCCAGUUAUAACUUUGACCAUUAUGCAUGUGAAUUAUCAGAGUUUCAAUUUAAAUCUUCUGACCGUUACAAUUGGAAUAACUUAGAUGAAUACAUAUGUGAAACUGAAAAAGAGUGUGUUGAAAAUAAAAAAAGUGGAGAACUCAGUGAGGGUAUGUUAUACUUUCGUACACGAUUUCUGCUUUUACCAGUUCGACAAGUUCCUUUGUCAACUUCAAUUCAAACUGAAAAUAUUGUUAUGCAACAAGUUGAAGGGUUUAUUCGAUUUAUUGAAACUUUGAAUAAAAUAAAACGAGGAACAUACAAUAAAGAUUUGUUUUAUUGUCGUCAUCAAAAUCUUGCUACAACACCUGUCAGGAAGGUUUCUUAUGAUCAUACUAAAGAAGUAAAACAAUUUAUAACUCCUACAUCUAUUGAUAGAAAAGAUAGACUAAGAGAAUCUCCUAGUAUCAUAGAUCUACAAGAGAAUCAUUUCAAAGAUGAUUUAAACUUUAACUCCUCUGCCUCUCCUGCAAUAUCUCAUGGAGAUUCAGAUAAUUGCUUAUCAGUAAAUUCACCUCUGAUAGAUAUUAAAAAAGCAAUGUUAAAUCAAAGUUCUGGAUUAUACUUUCUUUCAACUAAAGACCAAUAUCUUCGCAAUAAUACUUUUAUAUCAGCAGAAGCUGUAGCGUGGAUGAUAAAAUCUGUGGCAGGAUGUAAUUCACAAAAGCAAGCUGUUGCUCUCGGACAACAAUUAUUAGUAGCCAAUCACAUUCGCCAUGCUUCUGGGAGUGCUACACAAAAUUUUGUUGAUGGUUUUUUUCUUUUUUUUAUUAUUGAUGACAAAAAAGAAGGUGAAGCAGAAAAUAAGUUUUGGUUUGGUGGUGUACAUAGAACAGAUGAAGAACUCCUGAUGUCAUACAGUUUUAAAUGGUUAGAAGUAUCCGUGACUACAGAUCAGUAUGAUCUUUAUUCUGCUCCUUUCUUGAAGAAAGAUUUUAACUCAAUGGAACAGUUAAAAAAGUCAACUAGUCUAUAUAAAACAAUGGAGUAUAACUUAGAUAGUAAUGAACGGUCUGAAUGGUGUACAAUUGACUAUCAUGGAGAAUAUCAUCCGUAUAAUAGAGCAUAUGCAAUAGAACUUAAUUGGAUGGUUGCUACUGGCUGCAUUAUUGCCGAAUUGGUACAAAAGUUAUCUCAUAAAGCCACUAGUUGUGGUGUGCAUAUUGUUCCAGCUCCGAUGUGUGCUUUUCCUUCUAAAGCGAUGAAAGAUAAACGUAAUCCUUUUCGAAGAUCAGCCUUUAUUAGACUAAAUGUAGAUUGUUUACUAAAGGAGGGUCAGAAAGAGCUUUUUGAAGAAUAUCCUCUUGAAUCAAGAUCAAAGAGGAUGUUGAUGUUUCAACAGGCGAUUCUGAGAAGGUUUGACUUUUUGCGUGAUCUACCAAAAUCUGAUUUAACAGAUAUGAAGCAUGCUUAUCAAUAUAUUCAUUCUUCUGGAAGUGUUCUUAUAAAAAUAAAUGAUUUCAUGAUGACACCAGAUGUCAAAAUCAUCGUUUCAACACCUAAUUCAAGUUCAGAUGCCACCUCUGGUAUUUCAACUUCUAAUACAAAAUCACCAUAUGGAAAAAAAAGAAAAAGUAAAGAUGAUAUGUUCGUAAAAAUUGACCACAAAUUUGAUGAAACUGAAUCCGAGCGUAAAGAAUACGGGUAUUUUUGGGUAUACAAUUAUGCUCUUUCUAAAAAAUGGCGCUCAUCAUAUACAGGAGACGUUGCUUCAUCUUUGAAGUUUGCUGCAGAGGUUUCCGAUUUCUGCUUUAAUAAAGACGAUCAGUUGCUUGAAUUUUGGAAUACAAUGGUUAAAACAUUUAACGAAGACACUAUAAAGCCAGAGCAUUACAACUGCAAAUGUCAUCCUAAUACCUUUGCAAAUUGAACUAACUUAUCCAGCCAAUUGAAAAUCAGUUUAAUAUAACUUUUCUACUUCGUUGUUUAAUAGACAAUACUUUUUUUAAUAUGCUGCAAAAAUUUAUAUGCGGAUUUUUUUGUAAAAAAAUUUUAAAUUUUAAAUUUAUCUUAUAAAUUUAAAACACCAUUAUCACACAACUUAGUUUCCCAAAAAUAAGGAAAAAAAUAUAGGCUGGGUGAAUAAAAAAAAAGUAAUUGCUUUAACUCAGCGUUUUUGGAUUAAUUGCUUAGCUUUACGUGAAUAAAAAUUUUAGCAAACUCGGUCAAAUUUUUAUUGACAUUAAGCUAAGCAAUUUACUCAAAAAAACUCCGAGUAAUUGUUCAGCUUUACGUGAAUAAAAGUUUAACUAAAACUUUUGAAGUUUUUAUUCACGUAAAGCGGACCAAUUACUAAGUAAAAGCAAUUUCUUUUUCUUAUUCACCCGGCGAUAUGACUGAAAAUACUGUGAUAUUUUGACGGAAAGAAAUUGUAAAUCAUUUUAUUUUGUAGUCUAAUGUUUAUAAUAAUAAUUUACAAAAUUAUAGUAAGAUUAUAUAUGAA